Messenger RNA from Aspergillus caelatus, 1752 nucleotides. Its product is annotated as fungal specific transcription factor domain-containing protein. The transcript has 4 exons. Gene Ontology annotation, biological process: regulation of DNA-templated transcription; DNA-templated transcription. Gene Ontology annotation, molecular function: DNA-binding transcription factor activity, RNA polymerase II-specific; zinc ion binding; DNA binding. The coding region runs from base 1 to 1752 and encodes 583 amino acids. The record is from RefSeq and is a predicted model, not a curated record. Lineage: Eukaryota; Fungi; Ascomycota; Eurotiomycetes; Eurotiales; Aspergillaceae.
AUGGCUAACGCUGUGCAACCCGGUAAAGACCUUCUGCCAACCCCACUUCGAUGUAGCAGGACCCAGCCAUGUGAUAGCUGCCUCAAGUCCAACUCGGAGUGCGUAUUUCCAGGCCCUGGUCGUGCCCCUCGGCGUAAAAAACGGCCCCUCAAGGCCGAGCUUAUCUCGCGCUUGAAGGGCCUAGAGCAGGAGCUCCGAGAGAUGACGCAGAAACGCGGAGACCCUGAUUCUACCACUAAAAAUGAGCAUGGCAAGUUGAUUGUGGAAGGACACUCCACUCGGUAUGUUACGCAUGAGGUUCUGGUUAGUCUUGGUAACCAGAUCGAAGAGCUCAAAGACCUGGUAGAUUCGACUGGGAAUAAUAUCGAAGAAGAUGGAGGUGACGAGUAUUCUCAGAAUGGUAAUCAGUUUCUCUUCGGCUACUCGUCCAUCGUUUCUUCGCUGUCGGCCUUUCAUCCCAGCCUAAGGGACAGUCAGAUACUAUGGAAGACUUUCGAGGAGAACGUCGCACCAGUCGUCAUGAUCUUCCAUAAACCAACUCUACACAGACUUAUCUACAAAACGGCUACGAACACCAGCUAUAUUGACCGAUCCUCGGAGACGGUGGUCUUCGCCGUCUACUUCGCCGCCGUCACCAGUAUGAGUCCCGAACAGUGUGCCGAGGAGCUAGGUCAAGAUCACUCUACACUCCUCCAGCAAUACCGGUUCGCAACGCAGCAAGCCCUAGCGCGAGCAGGCUUUCUUCAAACACGAAGCCAGACCGUGCUCCAAGCGGCCGUACUCUUCCUCACCUGUCUGCGUCGCCCCGGAGACGCCGAGUUCGUCUGGACCAUGACCGCGGCGGUUUAUCGGCUCGCACAAGGGCUAGGAUUGCAUCGCGAUGGAACCCACUUUAGCCUCACCCCCUUCGAGAUUGAACUGCGUCGCCGACUAUGGUGGUCUAUCUAUCUGCUGGACAGUCAAUCGUCCGAGCUUCAUGUCAUCGGCACACUAAUCACUAAGUCUUGCUAUGAUACCAAACUGCUCCUCAACAUCAAUGACACAGGCCUAUCCCCCGAGUCAACUACGCCACCGGAAGAACGCAACGAAUUCACAGAAAUGACUUUCUGCCUGAUCCGCUGCGAAAUGACCGUCCGCUACCGUCGCUCCUUUCUCAAUGCCCACCCCGCCCCCAGCAGCAGAGAAGGCCAUACCGCACACCUCGUAGACGAGCGUCUCCGCCAGCUCGAACAAAUUCGCACCCACUUACAAGAUCGAUACCUUCAAUACUGCGACAUUUCUAUCCCCGCGCAAUGGGUAACUGCGACAGUGAUCCGACUUGCUCUGGCGCGAUCAUGGUUAGUUGCACAUCUCUCUCAAGGGACGAUGACGGUGCAGAUGCCGCUGAUCGAGAUCUCCCCAGAUGAUCCGAAACGAGAUCAGCUCUUCCUGACCGCCCUCGAAGUGGUAGAAUUCGCCUAUCUGCUGGAGACGGAUCUGCGGACCACGCGGUGGGCCUGGCUUUUCGAACGGUAUCCGCAAUGGCAUGCGGUGGUGUUCGUGUUGACGGGGCUCUGUGGUCGGGAGCAGUCGGUGGAAACGGAGCGAGCGUGGGCGGUGCUCCAGAAGGCGAUUGAGCGGUGGACUGGACGAGAGUUCCAGAAGGGAGGGAUUACGCUGAGAAUGGUUUAUCAUUUCAUGGAGAAAGUUGCUGUAGCGCAUGGUCGGCUUGGGACGGACUGGAUUAGAGAAUUACUAAAUUUUGAGACAUAG